AUGGACCGCCGCCUUCACGAGGCAGUCCUUAAGGGCGACGUCGCCGCCUUCCAAAAACUCAUCGCCGACGACGAAAAUCUGAUCAACCAAACAGUCCCCGGAAAAUCAAACACCAUCCUCCACUUAGCUGCUCGGUUUGGGCACAGAGAAUUGGCGUCGGAGAUCGUGAAAUUAUGGCCGGAAAUGGUGUCGGCUGCGGACGGAGAGUUGGAGACACCGUUGCAUGAGGCAUGCAGAGAAGGGCAAGUGACGAUAAUGAACAUGUUGCUGGAGACAAACCCUUGGGUUGCUUACAAAGUGAAUCGUAGGGAUGAGAGUGUGCUCUUUGUGGCUUGUGAGAGAGGGAGGCUUGAAGUGGUGAAGGAGCUUUUGAGGUUUCAAUGGCUGCUUACGAUGGAAAUGGAUUUGGCCACUACUUCACUCCAUGUUGCAGCUACUGCAGGCCAUACAGAGAUAGUGAAGGAAAUUGUGAAGGCACGACCAGAUUUUGCAUGGAAAAAGAACUCACAUGGACACACACCAUUGCACCUAGCAUGCAGCAAAGGUCACCUGGAGAUAACGAGGGAGCUUCUGAGGUUGGACACUGACCUCUCUUCCUUACAAGACGAUGGAGGAAAGACACCCCUCCAUUGCGCAGCCAUUAAAGGGCGAGUCAACAUCAUCGACGAGAUACUCUCUGUGAGCCUUGAAUCUGCAGAGAUGAUAACGAAUAGUGGAGAAACUGUUCUUCAUAUGGCUGUGAAACACAAUCAGUUUGAUGCAGUGAAGUACCUAACGGAGACGCUUAACGUCACGAAGAUCAUGAACAUGCCAGACAACGAUGGCAAUACUAUCUUGCACAUUGCAACUGCUGGAAAACUCACGACUAUGGUCACCUACCUAAUCAAGCUCGGUGUUGAUGUGAAUGCCCUAAACCGCAAGGGAUACACAGCCCUAGAUGUAGUCGAAUCCGAUGCUAGCAACUCCGGUGCUCUUGCCAUUGUUCCAGCAUUACAAGACGCUGGUGGAAUGAGAUGUGAGCAAUUGCCUCCUAGAUCACUAGACAUCCAACAGAUCAGCCAACCCAACUCUGGAAACAUACCGGUCACAAGGCCGGUGAAGAAUUCAGAAUCUCCGGCCCGUCACGGCCACCAUCGCCGUCAGACUCACCGGAGAUCAAAGCAGAUCGAGCUCCAAAACGAGGGCCUAAGAAAUGCUCGAAACACCAUAACAGUCGUGGCAGUUUUGAUCGCAACAGUCACAUUUUCUGCUGGGAUAAACCCUCCUGGUGGGUUUGAUCAAGAAAGUGGAAAGGCCAAAAGGGCUAAGCAAACUGCUUUUAAAGUCUUCAUGGUCUGCAACAUAAUGGCGCUGUUUUUAUCCCUUGGAAUUGUUAAUGUUCUUGUCAGCAUUAUACCCUUCAAGAGAAAGUCCAUGAUGGAACUGUUGGUGGUGACUCAUAAGGUCAUGUGGGUGUCUACAUUGUUCAUGGCCUCGGCUUACAUCGCGGCAACAUGGACGAUUAUGCCGGAGACGAAGGGGACUAGGUGGGUGACGGUGGAGCUGGUGGUUGUAGGUGGAGGAUGCACAGUGACUGUGUGUUUGGGUUUGGGGGUGUUGCUGGCAAAGCACUGGUGUAGGAAAAGGGAGUGGAGGAGGAGGAGAGAGAAAAAGAAUAAGAAUGGAAGCCCUAACAGCAGUAUCAGUAGGGUUGAUGAGAUGCGGUCCAUUAGAAAAGGCAGUGGUGAUUGUAGUAGUAAUUCAGAUGUUGAAAGCUCUGAUCAUGGUUAUCAUGUGUAUUAGAUGAAGAGGGACCAGGGAUGCAGAUAGGUUCAUAUGGAUGGAAAUUUGAGUGUCUAUUGCCUCGCCAAUUGUUCAGAGUUUAGUAUAUGAAGGGAGAAAUGUCUUACUUUCUUGUUAACUAGUCUCCAAAAUUAUGUAUCCUUUUUAAAUUAAUAAGAUUAUCUCAUCAUUUCUUUUC
This is a messenger RNA of Ilex paraguariensis (yerba mate), 1960 nucleotides long. The record is from the annotation of a GenBank genome assembly. NCBI's taxonomy places the organism in Eukaryota, Viridiplantae, Streptophyta, Magnoliopsida, Aquifoliales, Aquifoliaceae.